CAUCCCUUGCUGGUGACUAUAUACAGCUGAUGCUCCCGGGGCAUCCACCCCCAGGGACUGUGCGGCUUGAAUGAGAGCCCUUUGCUCCUAUUGGGAGAGACCUAGAGGCUGAGGGAAGCACCUUCUAUGUGGGGAAGCUGAGGCCCAGGGAGAAGGGGGCCUGCCGCUGCCCCCAGGGAGUGGCGGAACCUGCCCGGCCAAGCCCAGGUGUUCUGUGUUCCGUGACAGCUUCCCCUCUCCCCACCCUGAGCUAUGAGGAAACUGUGACUUCCUGCCCAGCCAGCUGGCCCUUCUCGUUCCUCCCCUUUAUGGGUCCCUGCUCAGCCCAAAUUAAGGCCCAAGCAAAGUCUGCAGCUGCUCCCAGACUGUGCCGGGACCACAGGGCACAACAGCCUGGGGCACUCCCUCCCUCCACCCUGCAGAACAGGAUGUCGUGGCUGGGAAAAGGCCCCUGCAGCACACCUGAGCACAGAAUGAUCCGCUUCUGCCCGGGGUGCCGGGGGCAGAUCAAGCCAUCCUUCACCUUCUGCCCGUACUGCGGAGAGGUCCUGCCACAGAAGGAUGAUCCUGGCAGCGGCAGCUCCCCAGAGGAGUGCGGGACGGCCGGAAAAGUCCCCAGGAAGAAAAGGACCCGCCGAAGCCAAGGGGUCCAGAGGAAAAAACUGAAGUGGCCCACGCCUGUCACCCCACCCCCCACCACCCCCCCGCGACCCCAGGAGAGAGUUGGGCCAGAAGCAUCCCCCAGCUUCCUGGGGAAGGCCAGAGGCCAGGAUGCCCACCCGAAACAGAAGCCUGUCAAAAUAUUGUCCCCGGCGUCUGUCGGGAAGCUCAAGGUGCUGACAGACAAGGAUGGCCAAAGCUGGAGCCUGGGGGCACCGGUGCCCAGCAGCGAGAACGGGAUGCUCUUUGAAGCCGUGUCGGCCUCUGAAACCACCUUUCCGAAGCAAAGAUUUUCCCUCAAACUAGACUUGAAAAGUGGACGCCUCUUCCAUGAGCAGAACUUCUUCCAGAGAGCAGUGAAGGAGAAAGAAGUGCACAAAUGGAAGAAGUCACACCUCAUACCCUUCUUGGCUGUGCCAGCAUGCACCAGCUUCGGCCUGCACCAGGACACCUAUAGGUUCCUCGUGUUCCCCGACCUGGGAAGAAGCCUUCAGUCCAUACUGGAUGACCGCCCCAGGAGCGUUCUGACAGAGAAGACGGGGCUUCACAUCCUGUUCAGAUUGGUGGACGCCCUGGAAUUCAUCCAUGAGAAUGAGUACGUCCAUGGUAACGUCUCCACAGAGAACAUCUUUGUGAAUCCGGACACUCUCGGCCAGGUCACCCUGGCUGGCUACAGCUUUGUGUUCCGCUACUGCCCGGGGGGGAACCACGUGCCGUAUGUGGAGCAAAAAAGAGCCCCUCACCAAGGAACCCUGGAAUUCAUCAGCCUGGAUCUGCACAAGGGCACAGAUCCCUCGCGCCGGAGCGACAUGCAGGCCCUCGGCUAUUGUCUUCUGAAGUGGCUCCACGGGGCCCUGCCCUGGACCAGUCAGCUUCCCGAUGCUCAGGCAGUCAUGAGGCAGAAGGAGAGGUUCCUGAGCAAUGUGGCUGAGCUCCUGAGGCACUGCUGUGGCCAAAGAAAGCCCCCAGAAGCUCUGCAGGCCUACCUGGACACAGUGAUGGCUCUCCGGUAUGAAGAGAAGCCCAACUACAGGAUGCUGCAGACAGUCUUGAUGUCAGCUCUUGAAAAAUACCACACUGUACCCUACGCCUCCAUCACCUUCUAGACUGCCCCAGAUCGAUCGACUUCCCCGUUGGACUGUUUGCUUAACAAGUGAUUAUGAAGCCAAUCUGAGCAUCGAUCCAAAGCUGUUCUGGACACGCACUUAGAGCCAAUCUCUUUAGGACACAUUUAGAAAUUCUCUCAGGAAGCUUUUUUCUUAAAUCUUAGAUAAUGUGAAAAGGCCAGUCGCCACCCAUUAGACCUCCCUAUGACGUGGACGCCUUGGUGAAGACAGACUUGGAGAGAAAGGAGGGCAGGGUGUGGCAUGACCACCAUCCCAGGCUACAUCACAUAGGGUCAGGAGUCAUGAGUCAUCCCACAGGGGUCCAGAGCUGCCAUAUCCUCAGUGAUGCUGGAGCUGAGGCUGGCCAUUUGGCUUGUCCCGGCUUACACGGACAUGGUCUGCUUGUGGCUACAUUCACACAUGUGGUUAUCCCCCAAAAUACGGAUGCAUCUCACCCACAGAGCUACGUUUCAGUGGUUCUGGCUACAGCCAUACGAUCCACCAUCACUGGUUCCCACUGCCACAUCCCUGGAUCACAGCCAUGUGGCAAGACCCCAGGUUCACCUCUUGUGGAAUGACCCUAAGCACACCCAUGAUGCCUCCCUGCAGAGCCCAGUGCAGCGUGAUCAUACCAGACUGCCGGUCCCACUGGCUGCGUGCACCUCCAGCUGCAGGCGGAGGCUUUUGUGAGGGGCCAUUGUACCACGUCUUCUAGCCUUCUCUGGCUGUUCUGCCGCUGUGGUCUCUUAGAGACCCAUGGGUCAGUCCCGAUGGAAAGGCCCUUAAGGAUCAGCUCUGCCAACCAAAGAAAGGCCUGGGAGCUGUGGAGCUGACCGUGAGCCCAGGACAGCGCGUCACAGAAGAACCCAAAGGAGACAUUUACCAGAGAGAACAAGAAACUCAGGGAGGAUGGGACGGGUGAACCGGGCCUAGUGUACUUGCAUCCCCGAAGGAGGAAAGAAUGACGACAUGCAGGACAGAGCGCAUGGGACGGGGAGAUAAGCCUGGUGCCCGAGACGAGAUAGGGAGACCCAGCUGCAAAGGGGGCCCGUGUGCCAACCAACAAAACGACCCACAGUGAGGAGCGACUUGAAAUGAGCCAGACCUGAAAGGGGCCUUAGAGGUCAUGUGGUCAGACCUGGCCCAGAGUAUCCUCCACAAGCAAUUGUGCAGAUUCUGCUUGAAGACCUGGGAGCACCAGGAGCUUCCCAGCCACCAGGGCGGCCCGAGCCACUAGUGACCAUCUUGUCCCCUUUAGACAAAAUCGGGCCUGACCGCUUCGUUUUUAUAGAUGAGGCCCAGAGAUGGGCAGGAAUUUGCUCAAAGCUUGCUGGAACAUACCACAGGAGGACAGUUCCCUACUUGCCGAGUGACCCUAAGAUUAAUGUGAAAUUUUUAAAGUUCUUUCUGAGUCAACACUUGAUAUUUUUUCUUAGAAGAUCUUAGAGGGGGGCAGCUAGGUGGUGCAGUGGAUAAAGCAGGGACCUUGGAUUCAGGACUACCUGAGUUCAAAUCCAACCUCAGACACUUGACACCUACUAGCUGUGUGACCCUGGGCAAGUCACUUAACCCUCAUUGCUCCGCAAAAAAACAAACAAACAAACAAACAUCUUAGAGCUGGGAGUGAGAUUGUUGUUCAGCCCUUUCAGUUGUGGCUGACUCUGUGACCCCAUUUUGCAUUUUCUUAGCAAAGGUACUAGAGUGUUUCUCCAUUUCCUCCUCCAGUGGUUGAGGCAAGCAGAAGUGAAGUUGAUUUGCCCAGGAUUAC
Dromiciops gliroides (monito del monte) is the source of this 3534-nucleotide messenger RNA. RefSeq names its product VRK serine/threonine kinase 3 (gene VRK3). The transcript is spliced from 14 exons. Gene Ontology annotation, cellular component: cytoplasm; nucleus. Gene Ontology annotation, molecular function: protein serine/threonine kinase activity; ATP binding. The coding region runs from base 309 to 1766 and encodes 485 amino acids. Gene Ontology annotation, biological process: signal transduction; peptidyl-serine phosphorylation. The record is from RefSeq and is a predicted model, not a curated record. NCBI's taxonomy places the organism in Eukaryota, Metazoa, Chordata, Mammalia, Microbiotheria, Microbiotheriidae.